AGCGCGGCGGAGUGAAGAAGAAGUGCAGGCCGGGACGAGAGCAGCUAGCCCUUCAGACGCAGAAUCUACGAUGAGAACGAUAGAGGCAGUAGAGUUGUGCUUGAUAGUGACCAUACUGGCUUGCUGCCUGACCGCCACACACGGUGGAUGUCACGCAUACGGACACGCUUGCCUGGGAGGUAUGGGCAAGCGCGCCGAUGACGCCGCCCUGCAGAGUUCUCUGCAGCUGUCACGUGACGACACGCAGCGCCCUCGCACGGCGCACGGAUACUACAACCAGCUGCGGCAGCUUCUGCAGCGCGUCGCAGCACUCGAUCGGCAGAAGCAGACGGCCAGGAUGACGUCACAAAAUGACGACUUCCGACGAGACGUCGGCGACUACAGCGACCGCUUCUAUCCCGUCGACGAGCGACGAACGUACGCCGACGACGACGGCGGCAUCGCGACGGGCGACUUAGGAAAAUUGAUCGACCAAACUCGGAGGUUAGGCGGCAUAUCGAAGAAAUGGCAGCAGCCACUGAUGGACCCGUCCUCCAUGGGUGACGACAGCGAGGAUGUGGAAGGCAUCAACGACGUAAGAUGGCUUCGGAAAAGAUCGAUUUCCACCAGUAGGAGGCGCUAGAUGCUGACAUCGGCGGCGCGAGUGCGUGCGAGAGCGGGGGCGACUCAAGAAGAUGCAUGCGCAACACACUUCACAUCAUGUUUAGCGUGAGCGUCACUAGGGGGCGCAGCGGACGUCGAGGUGCACGUGUAGUGUAGUCGAUGAUCUCGCCCCAAACAGCAUCAGCAACAACAAUAACAAAAAGAACGUACUCUUAAUGUCCACACCGUUUCGUCAGUGUAUUGUAGCAAUGAUAGCAACCUAUGUAUGCGCGCAGACCCCAAAAACGAUUAGAAAGAGAGAGAGAGAGAGCGCGCGCGAGAAAUAGAGAGAAAGAAAAAGCGAGG
Priapulus caudatus is the source of this 948-nucleotide messenger RNA. RefSeq lists its product as uncharacterized. The record is from RefSeq and is a predicted model, not a curated record. The transcript has 5 exons. Bases 71 to 622 code for a protein of 183 amino acids. NCBI's taxonomy places the organism in Eukaryota, Metazoa, Priapulida, Priapulimorpha, Priapulimorphida, Priapulidae.